Sphaeramia orbicularis (orbiculate cardinalfish) is the source of this 1727-nucleotide messenger RNA. Its product is annotated as serotonin N-acetyltransferase-like. Lineage: Eukaryota; Metazoa; Chordata; Actinopteri; Kurtiformes; Apogonidae. The coding region runs from base 557 to 1231 and encodes 224 amino acids. The transcript has 3 exons. Gene Ontology annotation, biological process: response to light stimulus; circadian rhythm. Gene Ontology annotation, cellular component: cytoplasm. The record is from RefSeq and is a predicted model, not a curated record. Gene Ontology annotation, molecular function: aralkylamine N-acetyltransferase activity.
GUGGAAAUGUGACGACACUCACCACCUCCGACAGUGACCUGUGGGUGUUCGGGAGGAUUUUCACUCAUUAAUUUUGCACCAUUUAAAAGAAUGACUCUAAUAAGAACCAGACAGAAAUGGAGAAGGAUUCCCACAUGCGCCACUGGUCCACUUCUAAUUCACAGCAGAAACCAGUUAAUGUGAUGCGUUCAAAUGUCACAUCAUUAUGUUUCAUUUGUUUCCAUUGUUCUGUGAGCUCCCUUUGUGGGAAAGUUACUAUUAAUAAGGAGGGGAUGUUUGAGUGGAACUCAUUUGUUAUUAGAUGGUUUUUAUGGACCAAAGUAAAACGCUAUUAAUGGAUACAGUUAAUUGCAGGGUUCAGUUAAACACCAGACACAGAUUUGACCUUCAUCCUGGAAUAUUGAAAUGCAAAUUGGCUGAUGAAUCAGAGCCUGGGGAGCCGUCCUAUAAAUGCGGACACACACCAUCAUCCUGUUGUCCACGCAGGGCCUGACGGCGGAGAGGUGUGACACCAGAGCCUUCCUCUUUUUUUCCGACUGGAGAGUGGAAAAGCCAUAUGAUGUCCGUUGUGGGCGCACAACCUUUCAUCAAACCAAUGCAGUCGCCUUCAGUUUCGCCCAUUCAGAGGAGACACACACUCCCCGCAAGCGAAGUCCGACCGCUCAACACGCAGGAUGCCAUCAGCGUGUUCGAGAUCGAGCGAGAGGCGUUUAUCUCAGUUUCAGGAGAAUGUCCACUCCACCUGGACGAGGUGCGUCAUUUCCUCACGCUGUGUCCAGAACUGUCCAUGGGCUGGUUUGAAGAGGGCCGGCUGGUGGCUUUCAUUAUCGGGUCUCUGUGGGACCAGGACCGGCUGACCACGGAGGCUCUGACUCUGCACAAACCCUGCGGCUCCACGGUCCACAUCCACGUCCUGGCCGUGCACCGCACCUUCCGGCAGCAGGGCAAAGGGCCCAUCCUGAUGUGGCGCUACCUGCAGUACCUCCGCUGUCUGCCCAACGUGCGCAGGGCCAUGCUCAUGUGCGAAGACUUCCUCAUCCCCUUUUACCGCAAGUCCGGCUUCAAGGUGCUGGGGCGCUGCGCCAUCACGGUGGCCAACCUGACCUUCACGGAGAUGUGGUACCCCAUCAGCGGACACGCGUACAUGAGGCGGAACAGCGAGGCCAUCCGGUUCCCGCAGCAUCCAUUGACUCUGCCUCUUCCAAAAACGGACGAGCACGUAGACGUAUGACAGGGGGCUCAUUUUUCUGUUUUUGUCCCUCCUGUCCCAUCUGUGUGAAAGUCAUCAUCAGUGUGUGAAAUACUGUGAUUGUACAAUAAAAGCAGAAUGUACUGGAUGUAUUACAUGUACCCGGGUUAGACUGCGUCCUGUAGGCUUUCCACACUUUCUACUGGUUUGUGUUGCGUUUGUGGUCUGUGUCUGUAAGCUGUUACCUGCUUAGUACCUUUCUGGCUUCCCACAACUGUGGACUGACGUCAGCGUGGGGCUUGAGCCGCUCCUGCAGCUCCUAUUAGUGGGUUUAGCUAUUGUAAAGGCGGGAGGAUUUAGAAGUGUUAUCUACUCCUGUGUGGAGUCCGCCUGCAGGUUCAGUGACCUUGCUUAAACAGGAAUGUUGGCUGUGGGGGUGCAGGUGUUUUAGUUUGUGGAAAGAGACUUUUCUAACAAUCAUGUGUUUGUUGCAGAAUCACAGUUUCAAUCAAAUGUUUUAUACAGUUUUUUUUAAGAU